Molecule: messenger RNA, 2108 nt
Organism: Syzygium oleosum
Lineage: Eukaryota; Viridiplantae; Streptophyta; Magnoliopsida; Myrtales; Myrtaceae
Exons: 5
Coding region: 88-1953 (621 amino acids)
Biological process (GO): mitotic spindle assembly checkpoint signaling; meiotic sister chromatid cohesion, centromeric
Molecular function (GO): protein kinase activity
Source: RefSeq, a predicted model, not a curated record
CCAAAACGCGCCGUCUAAAGCCAUGAAGGGGAAAUGCGCGCAGGGCCCACCCGGAGAAUUCAAAUUUAGGUCGACACCGCCAUUGAAAUGAGAUUCUCCAAAACUCUCCUUCUUCCACCUCCACUGCUUCGACACCUGAGGCUUUCUCUCUCUCUCUCUCUCUCUCUCUCUCUCGUCGCGAGCAUGGCGGAGACCAGCGCCGCCCAGCCGCACCACGACGAUCUCUUCUCCUCCGUGAUCUCCGACAUCAGAACCUACGCCGGCGACGAUCCGCUCCUCCCCUGGCUCCGUGGGAUCAGGAGGAUGAAGGAGCGUCUUCCCCCUCACGUCCUGGAAGAGAAGCUCCCCAGGUUUCUCCAAAAGUGCGCCGAGAAGUUCCAGUCGGACCGCCGCUACAGGAACGACUUGCGUUACCUUCGCGUUUGGUUGCAGUUGAUGGAUUAUGUCGAUGAUCCGAAGGUGCUUUUGAGAGCAAUGGAGAUGAAUCGAAUUGGGACGAAGCGGUCUCUCUUCUACCAGGCAUAUGCUCUUUACUUUGAGAAGACGAAGAAAUUCGAGGAAGCUGACAAGAUUUAUCACUUAGGAGUGCAAAACCUUGCCGAGCCGGUGGAUGAGCUGCAGAAAUCGUACGAGCAAUUUCUCCAUCGGUUGGAGAGACACAAGAUUAAGAGGAUCCAGCAUCAAGAAAGGAGGGCCACCAAAGAAAACAUUUUCCAUUCUUAUGGAAGGCUUGAUGGGACAUGCCACGACAAUGGCACUAAGAAAUCAGUUUCUCAGGAGAAAAAUGUCGAUGCUGAUGAAAUUCGGGAGGGAAAGUCUCAAAAUGGUAAGCAACUAGCAGAAUCAAGAACAGAUGGGAUCGCUGGAAAGGAAUGGAGUGGAAGGAUGGAACUGAGAAAAACAUCAAAGCAGCAACUGACUGAGGAAAUGAAAGUGGAUGAACCUGCCAUAUCUUGCCAUGAUACUGUAAUGGUAAAGUUGGUAGACACUGCCCUAGUUGGAAAGCCUGAGGCAGAAGAUGCAUGCCAUCAUGGACUGGUGGAACCAACAAUAAACAUGAAGGAGGCAAUGAAUGCCAUCAACAGCAUGUUCAGAGAGCCAAUUGAUUUAAUGCCAGUUGGCAGAGGAUCGCUUAGGAGGCAUGAAAGGGAAAAGCAGAGUUCCAGCAGCAAUUUCAAGGUUUUUGUUGACGAAAACCUAGAGAAGCAAUUUGAAGCAUCUCAAGAUCAGAAGUGGGAGAAGACUUGCUCACUUCAGCACACAAGAUCCACACUUGCUCAGCCUCAGGAGGAAGGAUUGCAAAUAUACAUUGACGAGGAAGGAAAUGAUGAUGGAAAGGAGAAUAGAGACUCGGAGCUGGAUCAAGCACAAAAUGUCUCUGAUUCACAUGUGAAUGCUUUCGUGUUUCCUCGACCAAAGGAUCUUGCUUCUGAAAACUCUGAUGAGCUGGGUAUAGCAACCUCAUCCAGAGGAAAAUUCAGAGAGGAUACAGUCGUUUGCAAGUUUGUUGGUUCAACCAUAUUAGAUGAGCCAGUGGUGGAGAAUGCUUGCCAUCAUGGCCUUGUAGACCCCACGAUCAACUUGAAAGAGGCCAUGGAGGACAUAAAUAACAUGUUUGGAAAGCCAAUAGAAUUUGUAAGAUCUAGAAGAUCAAAGAAGCGGGAAAAAUUACCGGAGAAGGAGGAAAAUUAUAGUGGAUUUCUGAUACUUCCUGAUGAUGAAUUGGAACAUCAACCAGUUGUGGAUCCACGGAUAUCAGCAGCAAAAGCUCUUGACAGGGAAAGAGGUAUAGGGUUUUCAAUUCUUUCCGAUGACGUAAAACAUCCUAAACACAAGGUGGCACCAAAACCAUCAAGCAAAUCAAGAGAAAGUGACUUGUUUGAGCCAACCGUCUUUACUAAGGAGGCCAUGGAUGAUAUCAACAAGUUGUUUGGAAUGCCGUUGGAUUUCUAAGAAACUCUUGUGCUGAUUCAGACGAUACGUGCCUCCACCUUAGAUAGGUUGAGUUCUGCCGUGUUCAAGCUUUUAAAUAUGUUGGAUGACGGGUGUAUUGCAUUGUCAGAUUGUUGAAUGUAGUUUAUAUUAGUAGCGCCUUUUUUUAUUUUCUA